Ricinus communis (castor bean) is the source of this 1179-nucleotide messenger RNA. RefSeq lists its product as uncharacterized. The transcript has 3 exons. The coding region runs from base 603 to 959 and encodes 118 amino acids. The record is from RefSeq and is a predicted model, not a curated record. Gene Ontology annotation, cellular component: NatC complex. Lineage: Eukaryota; Viridiplantae; Streptophyta; Magnoliopsida; Malpighiales; Euphorbiaceae.
AAUACAUGGUACUUUUUAAAUGGUUUGGGACAGAAUCGGGUAUAUUAAAAAAGAAAGGGCUUUGAGUUCGGGUAGUCCUUAAUGGUACCCGAUCCCUUGCCGUUCGAGCUAGUAGUUCUUUUUUUCUCAAUGCCAUUCCUACUUCCAUCAGUCUUUUCCUCUCCUCCGUGUUGUUUUUUUUUUUCUUUGAUCUCUCACUCGCUCUUUUCUCUCUGCAAAUUGCAAUUAUAUAAUUAGGUUUUCAGGCUGUGAUCAUAGUGAUUGUUGCAGAUGUUUUCUCAGCCUCCGAUUUGGGAAAGUGACUUCUGUUGAUUCAAUCUCUCGACAGGUUAGGUGUUUUUUGGUGAUGCAGGCCAGCCUUACAGAAUGUAAUAUUGAAGGGUAUAUCUGUCUUUCUAAGAAUGUGGAGGAUACAGUUGGAAGAAGUGCUAGAAUGAUGAAAUUGUAACUUCAGAGAAAAUGAGAGUUGAAUAUAAAAUCUGCUGAGAGUUUGUGGGAAAAUAACUGCUGAAAGAUUCAGCUAACAGACUAUGGUGAAUAAUGGAGGUUUGCUCCAAGCUCUCAAGAAUACGUACUAAAUUUCAAAAGAUCAAUUUAAGCACAUGGACAUUGAUGUGGAGAAAGCAAUGGAGGUAUCCGCUGCACAGCCAGGGAGCUCAGAUAAGUCUAACUCAAAUAGCUCAGGUCCUGUAUCUCGAGUGAGGAAGCUGCUUUUCCGCAAAAUGCUGGUUGGCAUCAAAGAUGGACGCUUUUUCUUGGGUACCUUCCAUUGCAUUGACAAGCAAGGAAACAUCAUUCUCCAAGAUGCAGUUGAAUAUCGAAGCACCAGACGCACAUCUCCUUCUCCAAUGGAACAGCGGUGCCUUGGGCUUAUUCUUAUCCCCGCUUCUUGCAGAACCACUUGUCAUGUGGAUUGCUCGAUUGAAGAACAAUUAUCACUGUUUAAGUUACAAGAAUAGGAAGCAAUUCUUUGUUCCGCAAUUCUCUGCUUGGUGCAAUGUAAUUCACCAUCUCCUGGUUACAUAUCUGUCACUUGAAUAGAACUAGUACCUGCGGGAAUUUUAGAAUUGAAAUUUUUUUGCUUUUGCACCAAUGUAACAGCCACAUUUGUUUAAAUGGCUCGACCAAAGGAACAAUUUCAGUUAUGAAUUGAAUUAGUUCCUCUUUUCUUUCUUUCGA